AGAUGUGACAGGAAGUGUUGAGUUGCUAACAGUCAGCUGAUACAGCAACAACAGAGCGUUCACGGCAGCGACGGUCAAAGAUGGCCUACCCUAAGUCCCACAACCCGUUUGCUGAUGAUGACGAUGAGGAAGACUUUAAGCCUAAAAGCAGGGGGUUCGAUGACGAUGAUGGGUUGACCGACGCAGAGCGGAGGCAGAGGUAUCUGCAGCAGGAAGUGAUGCGCACAGCUCAGUCGGCUGUGGACAGCAGUCAUCGUUCUCUCAGGCUUAUCUAUGAAUCUGAGAAGAUGGGCGUGGACACUGCAGAGGAGCUGACGCGACAGGGUGAGGUUUUGAGGAGGACAGACAAGAUGCUGGACGGCAUGGAUCAGGACCUGAAGACCAGCCAGCAGCACAUUACCAGUAUCAAGAGCGUGUGGGGUGGCAUCGUCAAUUACUUCAAGGGAAAGCCAGAGAUAAAGCCACCGCCUGAGCAACCAAAGCCCUACCAGGGCAAUGACAGACUACAGAGUGCCUUAUCCAGCAGCAGAGAACAUGAGGACAAGUACCAAGCCAGCCACCCCAACCUAAGACGGCUGGAUACAGGAGGAUUUGGAGCUUCUGCGUCGAUAGAUGACGGCCCAUCCAGACAGAAUGGAUACUCUCAGAACAGACACCUGAAGGAGGCCCACCACACCCUGGACAAAAAUCUGGAUGAAAUGUCAGAUGGCUUGAGACGACUGAAGAACCUUGGAAUUGGUCUCCAGGCUGAGAUCGAGGACCAGGACGACUCCAUUGAUUCUCUGCUGAACAAAGUCGACAAGAUGGAUCUCAAAAUCCACAACACGAACCAGCAGAUCAAGAACCUCAAAUAACACGAACACUCGGACUCGCCUUAUGUAGACACAAACCGGUCAUCCUCUCACUCGGUCCUCCAUCUUCGCCUCUGUUGAAUAAACUCCAGGCUUUUAUUUAGUUCUUUUAAAGGGUUCUUCCGCCUCAAAACAGAUUUUUUUUUUUCUUGUUUUGAAGGAAAGACUGGUUUGAAUUAUUUCAAUGCAAUGGGUCGUCUUUAUCCGUGUAUGAUCUGUUUGUUUUCAAGCUCCGCUGCAUUUCUGUUUCAAUGUCGUCAUUUGAAUUUUCAUCGGUUUUCCUCAAUAGCCAAAGAUUUAUGAUUGGCUCCGAAGUUGUUACUAUUCAAGCAAAAUAUUUUGACGUGUAAGAGAGAAUUUUUGAAUUGAUUUAUGAUUCACUAAAUAGACAAAUACUUGAUUUUUUUUGGUGCGUAUAAUUCAUUUGUCAGUGCUAACUGUGAUCCCCGGACCUGCCAUGACAUACACUAUGUACAAAGCCACAAGCAAGCAGCCGGCCGAGCUAAAGUCACUUCUGCCUUACGUGUAACGUGUGUAGAAUAGCUUUUGGAUCUGUGCCACGGUUCUGUCUCCACUGGCACAAACUCACCACGAGAUGCUUCUUCUCUUUAUUUUAUUGUCUAAAUCGUUGUUUGUACUGUGGCCACAUUCUUCAGCGCUAUCUCUAGCUUUAUGUAAAUUGUUUAUAUCGGAAAGUAUUGUACUCAAUGCUGCACAGUGGGCCUGAGUGGAUUAUUGUACACCAUAAAUAAUGUGAACAAGCUAUAAAAAUGAAGAGCUGAGUGAAGAUCUCGUUGUUCUGAUUAUUAAAGCUGUUAUAUCUCUUAUAAACACUUACAUUUUUAGAUUAAUUAAAAAAAAAAGAGAAUGUUUUUCCACCAAGUUGAUGAAAAAUAAGAAAAUACAAGAGCAGUGUCCAUGUGUUGUAAUCACAAUAAAGCACUUGUGAGGGAA
Messenger RNA from Stegastes partitus (bicolor damselfish), 1805 nucleotides. It is a transcript of the gene snap29, whose product is annotated as synaptosome associated protein 29. The coding region runs from base 81 to 854 and encodes 257 amino acids. The transcript has 6 exons. Gene Ontology annotation, molecular function: SNAP receptor activity; syntaxin binding. Gene Ontology annotation, biological process: synaptic vesicle priming; exocytosis; synaptic vesicle fusion to presynaptic active zone membrane. Gene Ontology annotation, cellular component: plasma membrane; SNARE complex. NCBI's taxonomy places the organism in Eukaryota, Metazoa, Chordata, Actinopteri, Pomacentridae. The record is from RefSeq and is a predicted model, not a curated record.